CAUUCGGUUAUUCCUUUCGAAAAUACAAGAGUAACAACGUAUUAGUCUCAUUACACAAAGUAAUAAACAAUGAAAUACUGUUAGUACAUACGUAUUAAUUUAAAAAUUCCCGCAAAGUGAAAAAAAUUAAAUUCACGCCAGAGGCGCAGCUGUCGAUGCGGCUUCGUGGCAAGCGAGUGCUGGUCGACUGCUGUGCCGACGUGUAUUUUCUUUGGUUUUGGCACGUUGAAUAAAGCCGGCGUUGAUAAAUUAACAAAUUCACAACAAAAAAUGAGAGCUGCGAGUGUGUUAUUUGCUUGCCUCCUGGGGAUCUCUACAGUGAAUGCCGCAGGACCUACCCUCGUGCUUCUUGACAACCUCGCUGUGAAGGAAACUCAUUCAAUCUUCUUCAAGAGUUUGCAAGAUAGUGGCUACAUUCUUACAUUCAAACUUGCUGAUGAUGCAAACUUAGUGCUAUCCAAGUAUGGCGAGUUUUUGUACAAGCAUCUCAUAAUUUUUGCUCCAACUGUAGAAGAAUUUGGAGGAGCUUUGAGCGUUGAUGCUAUAACUGAUUUCAUUGAUGGAGGUGGUAAUGUUUUGGUUGCUGGUGCAUCCAACUCUGGAGAUGCUCUCAGGGAUUUGGCAUCUGAGUGUGGGUUUGAAAUCGAUGAAGAUGGUGCUACUGUCAUUGACCAUAUGAAUUACGACAUCUCAGACUCUGGUCGUCACACCAAAAUCGUUGCUGAUCCAGCUAAUUUGAUUGAUGCACCAGUCAUUGUUGGCAACAAGAAUGUAGCACCUCUUCUAUAUGAGGGAACAGGAUUGAUUGCAGAUGCAGAUAAUCCUUUAGUGUUGAAAUUACUUUCUGCAUCUAGCUCUGCUUACACUUACAAUCCUGAUCAAGCUGUUAAGGAAUACCCACAUGCUGUUGGAAAGAAUACCUUAUUGAUUGCAGCUCUGCAAGCCAGAAAUAAUGCUAGAGUUUUGUUCUCUGGAUCAUUGUACUUUUUCAGUGAUGAGGCUUUCACUAGUUCUGUUCAGAAAGCUCAAGAUGCUAAAAAGCAUGAAGUCUCAGGCAACCAAGUUGUAGCUGAGGCAAUGGCAAGAUGGGUGUUCAAAGAGAACGGAGUAAUCAGAGUUUCAUUUGUUCAUCAUCACAAGCUUGGAGAAUCACAACCUCCAUCAGCUUACACCAUUAUGGAAGAUGUAGUUUAUUCCAUUAAUAUUGAAAAAUUAGUAGGUGAUAAGUGGGUACCAUUUAUAACUAACGACCUACAAUUGGAAUUUGUCAGAAUCGAUCCAUUUGUGAGGACAACUAUGAAGCAUGUAUCAAACGGUCGUUAUGAAGCGAGAUUCAAAAUUCCAGAUGUAUAUGGUGUUUAUCAAUUCAAAGUUGAUUAUACCCGCGUCGGUCUUACACACCUCUACAGCACAACGCAAGUGUCAGUUCGACCACUUCAACAUACUCAAUACGAACGAUUUAUUCCCAGUGCUUACCCAUACUACAUCAGUGCCUUCUCGAUGAUGGGUGGUGUUUUUCUUUUCACCAUUGUUUUCUUGCACUACAAAGAAGAUACGAAAUCUAAAGCAGAAUAAGAAAUCAAUAAAAACAAUAAAACAAUGGAGUCAAGAACUUUUUUAUAAGUACAGUUUCACUGUGAUUAUUAAAGCAGAUGUGAGAGUAGACUUUGUAUAUGUGCUUUCAAUGAUGUGAGCGCCGAUAUUACGAGACAUCUGGAAAUAUCAUUUUUUCACUCUUCCUAAACCUUAUAUUUUGUACAUAUGGAAAAUAAACAUUUCACCUACGAA
Messenger RNA from Phymastichus coffea, 1788 nucleotides. RefSeq names its product dolichyl-diphosphooligosaccharide--protein glycosyltransferase 48 kDa subunit (gene Ost48). The transcript has 3 exons. Gene Ontology annotation, cellular component: oligosaccharyltransferase complex; endoplasmic reticulum membrane. Lineage: Eukaryota; Metazoa; Arthropoda; Insecta; Hymenoptera; Eulophidae. The record is from RefSeq and is a predicted model, not a curated record. The coding region runs from base 271 to 1575 and encodes 434 amino acids.